Molecule: messenger RNA, 1228 nt
Organism: Jatropha curcas
Lineage: Eukaryota; Viridiplantae; Streptophyta; Magnoliopsida; Malpighiales; Euphorbiaceae
Product: Rhomboid-related intramembrane serine protease family protein
Cellular component (GO): membrane
Molecular function (GO): serine-type endopeptidase activity
Source: RefSeq, a predicted model, not a curated record
UCAUUCAUAGCGCAAGAGCCAAACAAAAAGGGAGGAAAUCUUUUUCCCUCCAAAAACGGACCGAUGAGGCAGCUUCAGUUACAUCAACUUUCAACGGUGAUGAAACCUUAUUAUUCACCAUGCACAUGCAUGCCCAUGGCUUCUUAUAUCCCGUUUUCAAAGUCUCUUCCGUUGUCUUCUUCUCGUUUCUCCACUUAUCCAAACCUUAUCGCCCCUGUUAAUUCUCCUUGUUUUAUUCCUCCUCUCCCUGCCUUCCGAUCUCGCUUUGUUUGCAAGAUGAAUGAUUCAGAUAUGAUACGGCAACUUGAACUUGAUAAGCCGGAAGAGAGAAGGAAACCGGAGAAACGUGCAAAUGGAGUCUUUUGGAUUAUACUUCUCAAUCUUGGAAUUUAUGUUGCAGAUCACUUUUUUCAGGUUCGCAGCAUCAAAUCUCUUUAUUUGUAUCACAAUUGGCCAGCUUGGUACCAGUUCAUAACAGCAACUUUCUGCCAUGCUAGCUGGGGACAUCUUUCAAGUAACCUCUUUUUCCUGUACAUUUUUGGAAAACUUGUUGAAGAAGAAGAAGGAAACUUUGGUUUGUGGCUUUCCUAUAUUCUUACUGGUGUCGGAGCAAACCUUGUUUCAUGGUUAGUUUUACCGAGAAAUGCAGUUUCUGUGGGAGCUUCUGGUGCUGUUUUUGGGUUAUUUGCUAUUAGUGUCCUUGUAAAGAUAACAUGGGACUGGAGAAAGAUCCUUGAAGUGCUUAUAUUGGGCCAAUUUGUUAUAGAGAGGGUGAUGGAAGCAGCACAAGCUUCAGCAGCAUUGUCAGGCACUUUUCGUGGGGGCUAUCCUAUGCAGAGUGUCAAUCAUAUUGCACAUCUAUCUGGUGCCCUUAUUGGUGUGGUUCUGGUUUGGCUUGUGAGCAGAAUUCCUUCUCCUCCAGACCACGAAGCUUCUUUGCGUGCAAAAUCAGGCAAAACCCGAUAAGCAACAGUUCACAAGUGUGCAUAAAUAGAAGGACUUCAUUGCAUAAACCUUUCUUUACGAUGAUUUUUACUUAUUGGAGAUUGAUCAAUUAUAUGGACUUGCUGUGAGUCCAUCAGUCUGAUAUAUUUAUGGGUCAUGAUGAUAUAUGAACAUGUAAAUAUAUUGUGAGAAGUUAUAAAACAUGUAGUUGUUGCGCCUCAUAUGGUUUUCUUUUUGUAUUUGUAAUGCUUUUGUAGUUAAUUUUCUUCUUGUUUCAGGAAAA